CAAGCCGCGCAGUAAAAGCUGCCGCGGCCAUGGGUUGUGGCUCUUCAAGUGCGAAAUAUCAGGAGGGCCAGAAUGGCCAGAGCCAGAAGAAAACCAACUAUCGCGGAGAAGAGAACCACCAGAAGCCCAGAAGACAGUACAGUCAAGGCCUUGAAGAUGGAUGGGUUCAAGCUCAGGCAGCCGCCAAAGGCGUAGAUGACUGGGCCAAAAAUCCCAUCAUUCAGCCCCCCAGCAUCUUGAAUUGGAUUGUUGGCGACCCAACUGUGCAACGAAUCGGUGAUGAGAUUCACAUGUGGACGAAUGGAGCGUUGGCAAAUAUUCAGCAUUACGUUGCAGAUGCCAAAGACCCCACCAACUUCAAGCAGCUGAAUGAUUCCAUCCAGGGCUUCGGAACAGUUCGACCAUAUGCUUAUUUAGACGAAGCAAACAACAAGGUCAUACUGUUCUAUGAGAAGUACGAAUUUCCCUACAUCUUUGCAAGCAAGAUGAUGGCUGCGGAAGCAGAAAUCGGAAAGUGGGAGUUUACCAACUACACCAAGAUUUUGGAAUCCGAGCUGACCUGGGAGAAAUUUGGUGAGAAGCGGGUGGGGAAUCCCUUCGUCUUCUACAACAAGGUGAAAGGAAAGUACUGGCUUUACUACUCUGCGAGCAUGAUCAAAUUGACCGAUGCCGAUGUGGAUGAGCCCAUGAAUUUGGGUUUGGCAGAGGCUGACAAUGUGAUGGGUCCAUAUACUCGUGUGGUCACUGAGCCUCUAGAAAUCCCUUCUGGAUUCCCAGGACUCUUCAUCAAGGGUCAUGGUUCGCUGAAAAUGGUGAAAUCGCCUGAAGCGGACCUGACUUGUGACGGCGUGGGUGUGGCUGUAUGCAACAGGCUGACCUUCAACCCAGCGACAAAUCAGACGGGCAGCACUUUGUCCAUGUUGCGAACCACUGAUGGUGGCCUCAGCUGGCAACCCGUCGUCACAGAAUUCAUUGGUCCCACUUUGCAGGAGGGCAGUUGGAAGGAGGCCUUCGUUUAUGGCUUCGAUACCUUGAUGGAUCCCAACGAUGCAUCCUCCAUGUUGAUCUACUACAACGCCAGAAAUGGUUGGAAGGACGCUACCGAGCAGGUGGGUGUUUCCAGAUUUCCACUGGACAUGGUGCUAAAGGCACGUGAGGCUUGCUGACCAAAGCCUGGAUCCGGUAACUGGAAACAGCAGAUUUCCAUCGGUGUCCAUUGAAUUUCCAAGGCUGGACCACAGGAUACCACAGGAUUUCGCAUGAUUUCGCUGUAUCCUGGGUGCUUCCCAG
Molecule: messenger RNA, 1290 nt
Organism: Cladocopium goreaui
Lineage: Eukaryota; Dinophyceae; Suessiales; Symbiodiniaceae
Source: the annotation of a GenBank genome assembly